Molecule: messenger RNA, 1368 nt
Organism: Vicia villosa (hairy vetch)
Lineage: Eukaryota; Viridiplantae; Streptophyta; Magnoliopsida; Fabales; Fabaceae
Exons: 5
Coding region: 1-1368 (455 amino acids)
Source: RefSeq, a predicted model, not a curated record
AUGUCUCAAAGUACUCCCUCAAAGCAAUUGUCUCCUUCCUCUGAAAAAGCAUCGGAGUCUAGGGCACCAAAUGUGGUGAUUGAUCAAGAUGUCGUGUUGAAUGUCGCACCAUUAAACGCUGUUCCUGCUUCCGAUCCUGUUCGCAGUCAACCAAGAAAGAUGCAUGCAAGAAAAUCAACCGGAGGAUCUGUUCCAGAAACUUUUUCUGUCCAGGGUAGAGAGGGCUCUUCUUAUGUUCAUAAUGUGAUUGCAAAUAUUGUCACCAGAAUCUUGAAUGAAGGGCACAAGGUUGAUGGAAUAUCUGUUCCUCUAGCCCAAAUGCCUGCUUCCGAGAACAUCCAAGAUGAUCAAGGUGAGCAAGAUGAUGCUAGCAAAGAUCAGGAUAAUGUUGAGACAUCUGCUGAUAAAAAUGAUGAGACCCCUGUUGCUAAAGAUGUUGAGACAUCUAUUCCUGCUGUUCCUGCUGAGAAAGAUGCAAGCCCUAAUGUGCAUGAUGUGGUGGAUCUAGAUGAUCUUGAUGAUCCUAUUGAUAUUGCUGAUGAUGACCUCAUCUCCAGCAUCUCCAACAGGGUCAAGGCUCGUAAGGGAAAGCAAGUUGGUGAGCAAUAUCCUCUCAAGCCACAGGUUACUCCUCUGAAGACUGUUACUAAAGAAAAGAUGAAGAAAGUUCCCUCUGGACCUUCAAAGUCUGGAAGCAAAGAGUUUAUUGUCAAUUUGUCUCAAGACUGUGCUGAUGGUAGAACAGAUGAUUUUCAUAAAGUUUAUGUUAGAAGAAAAUGCAUAGAAUUUUCUCCUACUGCUAUAAACCACUAUCUAGGUAGAAAUGCUGAAGCUCAACCUGAGUUUGAAGUAACUGAUAAUGAGGUUUGCAAAACCAUCACUGGGGGUAAGGUUAAAAAGUGGCCCAUCAAAAGUAAACUGUCUGCUAGUCUCUUGACUGUCAAGUAUGCUCUGCUGCAUAAAAUUGGUGCUGCCAACUGGGUGCCCACCAAUCACACAUCUACCAUUGCUGUUGGCUUAGGUAGAUUCAUUUAUGCUAUAGGGACCAAGACUGUGUUUGACUAUGGGACCUAUAUUUUUGAUCAGACUAUGAGACAUGCUGGUACCUCUGCCACUAAGCUUCCUAUUGCCUUUCCAUCCCUAAUAUGUGGAAUCAUCCUAAAGCAAUACCCUGGCAUCUUGAAAGCUAAAGAUUCUUCUGCUGAUAGUGGUGAUGAUCAUGCUGCUGGUGGUGAUGGUGAGAAGAUGGAUGCUGAUAGUGAUGAUGAAUAUAAGGCUGAGGAUGAUGAGGAUGCUGAUGCCCAGACUAGUAGCUCCAGUGAUGUGGAGAUGAGUGAGGAGGAUGAUGAAGAUACUGCCUUUACCUGA